CGAAAUACAAGCAGCUCGGCUAGUGCUACCCGCUGCCCCCAUCAUGUUAUUGACCACCGUGUCGGUGUAGAAGGAACACAAAAGUCACGACAACCACCCUGUUGCGAAACGGAGUCUUUAAAAUGGCAGGCGAGGAGGAGAGGGGGGUGGUUCGUGUCAAAGUCAAGAAAUGUGAUGGGGUGCUUCCUGUGGAGUUCCGCUCCUUUGCUGUUGAUCCUCAGAUAACAUCACUGGAGGUCCUGCAGCACAUUCUCAUCAGAGCCUUUGAUUUGAACGGGAAGCGGAAUUUUGGGAUCAACUACUUGUCUCGAGAUCGGAGUGGUGCUGAAACGUUUCUGUCUCUGCUGUCCGACUGGGAUUUGGAUGUUGCAUUUGUCAGUGCUGCCAAACCAUAUCUGCAGCUCAAGAUGGACAUAAAACCUUCAGAAGACAGUCCUGUUAUGGAGGACUGGGACAUCAUAAGCCCCAAAGAUGUGAUUGGCUCUGAGCAACUUCUCGCAGAGAGGACUAGGUCUUUGGCAAAUGCAGCUCUUCCCUUCACCCAGUCUCUACUUUCCCAGGUGGGCCGCACCCUGUCCAAAGUCCAGCAAGCCUUCAGCUGGUCUUAUGGGGAAGAGAUCAAGCCUUUCAAGCCCCCUCUGAGCGAUGCAGAGUUUCACAAUUACCUCAACGGACAGGGCCAGUUGACACGCCCUGAGGAGCUCAGACUGCGCAUCUACCAUGGUGGUGUGGAGUCUUCACUGCGUAAGGUUGUUUGGCGGUACCUCCUGAACGUCUACCCUGACGGACUGAGUGGACAGGAAAGAAUGGACUACAUGAAGAGGAAGACGAGGGAGUACGACCAGCUGAAGAGAGAGUGGACAGCCCGGGUCAGCCACGAGGACCUUGAAUUUAUCCGUGGCAAUGUUCUUAAAGAUGUCCUGAGGACAGACCGGGCUCAUCCAUACUAUGCAGGGUCAGAAGACAGUCCACAUUUGACUGCCCUCACAGACCUGCUCACCACUUUUGCCAUCACACAUCCACAGAUAUCAUACUGUCAAGGCAUGAGUGAUAUUGCCUCCCCUAUACUUGCGGUAAUGGACAAUGAGGCACAUGCCUUCAUUUGCUUCUGUGGCAUCAUGAAACGCCUGGAGGGGAACUUCCGGCCAGAUGGGCAGCUCAUGUCUGUUAAGUUCCAGCAUCUAAAGCUGCUCCUGCAGUACUCGGAUCCCGAAUUCUACUCCUACCUGGUGUCCCGAGGAGCUGACGACCUCUUCUUCUGUUACCGCUGGCUGCUCCUGGAGCUCAAGCGGGAGUUUGCGUUUGACGAUGCUUUGAGGAUGCUCGAGGUAACUUGGAGCUCUCUGCCCCCGGAUCCUCCUGAAACCGAAGUGGAGCUACAGGGACCACCAGUGGAAACCGAUGAAACAACAUCCCACGGAGACAAUCACAAGACAGUUGAGAAUUGCCUCGGAGAUGAUAAGGAACAAAAAGAGAAGCAGCGUAGACGACAUAUGCUGAGGCCUUCAAGAGAAGAACAAGAUAUGAGCAACAAUGCUGUCAUAGAAGGAAAAGACAGAAGAAAUGUAGGCACUGGAAAGGGGAGCGAGAGAGGUGAAGAUGCUAAUCCUCAAGUGAGCAUGGAACAGGUUGCUAUACAGGCGCCUCCUUUUGAGAGGAAAACCAGUUUUGGGGAGUUUAAAUACUAUACUGCCCGAAACGAAGACAGUUUUCAUAUGGAGGAUGCUGAGCAGCCACAGGGUUUGAUGUCUUCAAAGUCCGUAACAAGCAUUCCACAGCGCCAGUCCACCGUUGAUAGUGAGGAGGACACAGGAGAGAGAACACCUCUCAUAAAAAACUAUGACAGUGGUUUCUCUCCAUUGUCAUCGCCUCCUCUCUUUUCUAGUGGCCUACCAAUCUGGAAAACUGGCCCCUCUGUGUCCCCCACAUCUCCAGCUUCAUCCUCCAGCUGGCCAGGUGCCUCUCCAGACUCUCCUCCAAAAUCCACAUCCCUGUCCACAACCAAUGGAAGUGAGGCCUUACCAAGAACUGUCCAAAAAGUAUUGACCUCUUCUGCCCAAAUGCUCAGCAGUACAGGGAUUAACUCCCCCACGACCCCCACUGUAAAAACCUCUCCAACCCACAAUCGAUCCCUGCUCUCUUCACCCAUUUUGUCCUUUGGAAGAGGCCCUUCGCUGUCUGGCAGCAGGUCGUCCCCCAGCACCACAGCUAACACUCCCAGUUCUUUAAAGGCUGAGACCACCGGGAUCAAACAGUGUUCCCUGCCGCCUCCUCAAGAGUUCGGCAAAGGCAAUCCCUUCAUGCUGUUCCUGUGCCUGUCCAUCCUGCUGGAGCACCGAGACCACAUCAUCAAGAACAGCUUGGAUUACAAUGAGCUGGCCAUGCACUUUGAUCGCCUUGUGCGGCGCCACAACCUGAGCAGGGUGCUGCAGAGGGCCAAGGCAUUAUUUGCAGACUACUUGCAGAGUGAAGUGUGGGACUCAGAAGAAGGGGACGAGGUUAGCUCGGACUCCCCGACAACCGCUACCGCUGGUCAACACUCCCCGUCUUCAACCAUCUCUGCCAGGCCCAUGUACAGCCCCUUAGCAUCGCCUCAGCCUUCGUCUCUGAACUCAACCUAUAACCUGGCCACCACCAUACCCUCCCCAACAGCUCACGUUUUCCUUUCUCCCACUUCCUGAUUCCAUCAUACAUCAUUGGCUUCCCAUCCUCAGUGAACUCCUCUAACUGUGGCCCAUUGGAGGUGCAGACCUGUUAUGGACCACCCUCCACAUUGAAUUGGGCUGUUAAUGAUCUUCUCAUUCUGUGUAUGCUUGAAUACGUAUGUAUAUUCCUUAUGUCUGUAAUCCUAGUUACGUUUCAUUUUUCUUAGCCAUUUUGUUGUCUGUCCUUGAAGAGGGGUUGAGAGAGCUUUAUUUCUCAUCAUAUCUUGCUGAUGCAUGAAAUGUUAGACCCUGUGACGCUGGUGUCUGACAGUUAGACAGUUUGGCUGAUUAACCAGAACCGACAAAUGUUUUGCCGCUUGGUGCAUUUAACCUUUGUUGUCCUUUUUAUGAACCUCGUUUACAAGCUCCUGUUCUGUCCAAUAAGCCACACACGUGUCUUAACUAAAGCUCUUAAGUUAUGAUGGUUAUAAACAUAACAGAAAGGAUUUAUUGUCAGUCUGUCAAACGGUAAACUGACGACAACACUUGGAAACAAGACAAGGCCAGCACAUGUACUGUACUUCCCUAACCUUCGUGAGGCAGCCUGUCGCCAUGAACCUUAAAGGCUGAAUCAACACCACAUUCACAUAGUGAAACCAACAAAGAGUGCUGAGGUCACAAACGGGGUGAAUUUAAGUGAUGUCAAAAGGGUGUUUUGCCUUUGACAGCGAUAUAAAACCUCUGCUGUUUGAACAGUUCAACCCUCAGAGAGAAGUAGAGCUGUCUAAAACCUUCACAGGAAAGAGGGCUGAGACCUCUGGUAGAGUGAGGGACUAUAUUGACAUGAUGCUCACUUACAAACACCAAAUAUUUAGAGGGGAAAUCUACUGAUGUUACACAGGAAGUCCUACUCACCCUGUGAAAACAGAGCUUUGUCAAGUCGGAGGCAAAGCAAAUCUUAGGAGCGGUGUUCAAAGACACGAUUUGACACAAAUUUGCCUUGAGCUACAUGAAUUGACACAAGGACAAUGCUUCAACUUAUCCCAGCGCUUGUGAAUCUACUUCAUAGGCAAAGAGAAAAAAGAGAGUGCAGGAAAUAACUGAAAGCUGGCUGUCCUGGGGUCAGAGGUUCAGUCCCCCAGACGGGGUCUAUGCGUCCGUCACUAGCUUACAGCUAACGUUUGUAUGUUUGUCAGUAAAUUGGCAGUUUGGGGCGAAUAAACACAGACCGUAUAAACGGCCCAGCACUCAAACUCACGUGAAGGAUACAAGGCAAAGAAGGUGCUUCAUUUUUUAUCUGAACACACAUUGAGGAAAUAACCCUGAUGAUGCGGGGGACAUGAGAGUUCUCUAUUUGGGCAUAGAGACGACACGUAUGAGAGACAGCCCUCAUUACAAGCUGGGGUUGCACAGUUUACCAUGCAGGGAGGGUUGCAUUAUGGGAAAUGGUGGAUUCAGUGUUUUUUUUUUUGGAGCUUAACCCAGUUACUGCUGUCUGCUUCUGCUGCUUCCAUUUUAACGGUUCUUUUAAAAUAUGUGCAAACUAAGUGCAAUACUAGAUCACAAAUUCAACAUACAUUGCCCAAAGUUGUUUGGGAACCGUGUUUUCUUUUACUCUACUGAAUCUGGACUUGGUGGCAUAAUACCCAGAGAUAUGGAUUGAAACAGAACAAUGUUGUCGAGGCUCAUAUAUUCCACCACUACUACAUUCAUACUGUUUAUGAUUUAUGCUGUAGAUGAGCCCAAAUGAAUCAGUGUCCUCUUUAACAUGUCAUUGUGUUGCUAUGAGCUUGAUAUUCUUGUAAUUUCUGCUAUCACCAAAACCAAAGUUUCUAAAGGUUUAAUGUCGUUUGAAUACGAUUACUGCUUCAGAAAAAAAAGUGAUUCCAUAAUUUUUAUUUUUUCCCCCAAGUGCACCAUGGGUAAGGUGAGGUAGAGAGGACAGAGGUCUUAAGCUAAACUCACAUCAGAGAUUUUGGUUUAGUACAAUGAGUAUGUAUCGGUAAUAUGUUCACAUGGGUGUUUUAAUUUAGGCAAAAUAAUUAUUCUACAGCCACAGGUGUUAUUUUAUUGUUUUGUUUUUGCUUUUCUAACUUUGAAUGUUACUCAGCCAAUCACAACUGAGAACUGCCAACAACUGUUUUGUGAAGUCCGACCCCCGAGGAGCAGAUGAGACUAUUCAUAAAGUAAUGAACCUAACCAUGUCACACUAAGGAUGUGUGGAUGCAGUACUGUAGAGACACUUUGGUGGUGUUCUCCAUUGUACAGAUACCAUUCUGGUAAUACACUGUAUGUGCUGGACUCAUACAUUCAAACAGUAGUAAAGUAAGUACUGUACAGUA
This is a messenger RNA of Anarrhichthys ocellatus (wolf-eel), 4987 nucleotides long. RefSeq names its product TBC1 domain family, member 25 (gene tbc1d25). The transcript has 7 exons. Lineage: Eukaryota; Metazoa; Chordata; Actinopteri; Perciformes; Anarhichadidae. The coding region runs from base 123 to 2681 and encodes 852 amino acids. Gene Ontology annotation, cellular component: autophagosome. Gene Ontology annotation, molecular function: GTPase activator activity. Gene Ontology annotation, biological process: regulation of autophagosome maturation; activation of GTPase activity. The record is from RefSeq and is a predicted model, not a curated record.